Knipowitschia caucasica is the source of this 6444-nucleotide messenger RNA. The record is from the annotation of a GenBank genome assembly. Lineage: Eukaryota; Metazoa; Chordata; Actinopteri; Gobiiformes; Gobiidae.
AUGGGCGCUGAGCCAGCCUUGGACACGGUCGUGUGGUUUCCCGUGAGAUCCAACUCAAAAUUUUUCCUUUCACUGCUGCCAAUUGAUGGAGGAAAGCUACAGCAGGAGGAUCCAACCGCUGCUAUAGAAAAGAGGAGGGAAGUCGUAAUCCGAGGCCUAAUUGAAUACAUGGGGGAGAAGCCAGGAGACUUGAUUUCAGAUCUACAGAGUCUGGAGGAAACUGAAGACACUCGGCAGAAUAUCGCCUAUCCAGUGAAGAUUGUCAAAGUUGGUGACACAGUGUGUUCUCUGCAUUUUCACUCUGGUAAACCAGCAUAUGAGAUGUUGGAGAACCACCCUGACUGGACACCAUCCCUGUUACUCAAAGCCACAAACUGCAUUAGCCCCAGCAAUUUUCCUUUGAUGGAUCCCAGAGGUCCUCCACGGGGCCCAGACUGGAGGCCACCUCCUGGCUGGGGGCCUCACCCAGAGUGGGGCCCUCCCCCUGGAGGCUGGGGGCCCCAUGAACCUCCACAUGCUGGUUAUUGGGGGCCUCAUGGACCUCCACCAGACUGGGGCCCUGAACGACCUCCGGGGUGGAUUCCUGACCCUCAUGACUGGGACUGCAGGAGGGAGGAUGAGUGGCGCCGCUUUGGUGCACAUGGACCCCCAGAGCUUCCACUACAAGGAACCUGGGAGGAUGGAUCGCCAGGACCCUGGGAUAGACCUCAUGGGCCACCAGGACCCUGGGACAGACCUCCAGGACCAUGGGGUCCAGAGCCUCCUCCUAUGUGCCCCCCUCCUGGCGUGGCUCAUUCAGACAUGCUUCCUCCUCCAGUUCCGCCUCAUAUCGGGGUGCCACACCCAGGAAUUGCUCCUCCAGGAGUUCCUCCCAUGAGACCUCCUCUAGAUGUUCCCCCUCCAGGACUGCCUCCUCCAGGACUGCCUCCUCCAAUAGGAAUGCCUCCUCCAGACAUCCCCCCACACUAUGGCUUCCCAGGUGUUCCCCCAGGCCCCUGGAGUGGUGUGGGUGCUCCAGAGGCUGAUGCAGAAAAGCCAAUUUGGCUCAAAGCUCUUCUUUCCGCUCCCACUGGGUUUGACUCAAAGCCGGCUGAAGAAACCACUGUCCCCAAGACUCCCACUCCAGAAACAGAACCAGUGACCAAAGCACCCAAAAAGGUCCACAAGUUCAUAGGCCUGUUGGAAAAACGCCCUGUUAUUCAACCUCUCCCUGGCCGCUCCUUGGGAACAUUGUGUUACAUCGGGCCGGUGUAUGGACAGAUUCAGAGGGAUGACAAGAUGAAGUUCACCUUCCAACGUUCGUCAUAUUUGGGAGGCAACAAAGCCCUGACUGAAGGGGUUACCGUUCACUUCACUGCUGUUAUGGAUGAGAACAAGCAAAUUGCGACUGACAUCAAAGUGCCUCCUGGGGGCACGGAAGUUGUGGACCCGGAGAUCUUUGAAGCCGUGGUGAGUCAGCCAAUCAAGGAGGCCCAGGGCAGCGAUCGCCAGAGCUGCGGUCAGGUCAAUGUCACCCUCGGCAAUCUCCUGACCAACCUGUCCUUCGAAAAGAAGGACUCCAGGGUCACGCUGGUUAAGGACGACCGCGUCCUCAUAAACAUCCUCACUGACCUUGUUACUUCUAAACGGAGAGCCACCAACAUCCGGCUCAAGAUCCCAGAGACGUUCACCCACACGGGGGAGACACGAGAGAAGGGAAAGAUCCUGACUAUCAAAGAUAAAACCGGUACCAUCAAGUGCGAAUCUCACGACGAGCUCAUUUUUGACAUCACAGAAAACUUGAGUGAAACAGGUUUUACAGAAGAAGACGUCAACGAAGAAGUAGAGUUCACGGUCAUCAAGCGCAGCGAGGGAGAACGUGCAAUCCGGAUCCGCAGAGUGAGCGAGCCUCUCCUCUUCACUCUGACGUCACUGGCGGAAGAAGAGGCCGAGGAGGAGGAGGACCAGCAGCAGCAGCUGGAAGACCUGAGUGACAAACCUCUGCAGAUGAUCGCGGACAUCCCCCUCUCCAACUUCAAACUGGAUGCGGAGCUGUACGAGGGCGUGGUGAGCCAGCCCAUCAUCGAGCCCACGCACUUGAAGCCUGGAUAUCCGGGUCAGAUCCACGCCAUGAUCGGAGUGUGCAAAACCAACGUGACGUUCAACCACCGAGACUGCGGAGUGACGCUGCUGAAGUACGACCAGGUGCUCCUCAACCUUCUCAUUAACACCACCAACCGGAAGAGGAGAGCCGCCAACAUCAAGCCCAAGAUUCCAUUCACCUUCACCCACACGAAAGAGAAGAGAGAGAUGGGAGUCAUGAAAUCCCUGAAUGCUUUGGAGGGCGUCCUGACAACAGAGGAGCACGGAGACCUCCUGUUCGACAAGAGGGAGAACUUCAGCGACACAGAGUUCAACGACGAUGACCUCAACACAGAGGUUGAGUUCACAAUGAUUGAGGUAAAAUCAAAGAAGCGGGCGAUCCGACUCAGCAGAACCAACCGCAUCUCGUAUGUGAUGGAGCUGAAGAAGCGACAGGAGCAGGAGGAGCUGCGGCGGCAGAAGGAGGAGAAGAGGAAAGCGGAGGAGGAAAGCCGUUUGGAGGCUGAGAGGAGGAAGAAGGAGGAGGUCGCUGCGGCACUGGCGGCCGCUCGAGACAAGAUGACUCCUAUUGGAUUCAUGAUGCGCGGCGUGGAUCCAGACGAGUCCAUCAGUAAAGACCGCUUCAACGGCACCGUCCUGAAAGUCAUCAGAGACGCCCCAAAAGAGGUCAAGACUGAGCCAGAGGAACCGGGGACAGAACCAAAGCCAGAACCAGAGCCAGCCCAGAACGGGGAGCCUAAGACUCCUGAGGUAAAAGUCAAAGUGGAGAAGGAGGAUCCAGAGGAGUCAAAAGAGGCCCCAAAAGAGGAGCCCAAAGAGGAGCUUAUUGACAAACCGAAAGAUGAAACAAAGGCGGAGGAGGUAAAACAGGAUAAAGAGAAGAAAGACGUGAUAGGUCCAGAAACGGGGCUGCUGGUGAUGACGGUCGAUGGACAGAUGAAGAACCUCACAUUCACACGCUCAGACCUUCUGACACGGGCCACCAUGCUGGUCGGAGACAAGGUACGCUUCAACAUCGCCACUCGACAAAAAAGCGCCCAGGAGCGAGCGGCCUACGUGGAGAUCCUCCCUGACUCGUUUGAGGAGUCUGCGGAAGAACGACAUAACGGCAUCGUGAUCGAGUUUGACGAACACGUGGGGCUGAUCAAGUGUAACCAGAACCCAAACUUGCUCUUCCGCCAGACGGAGGUCAUCGAGAAGAAGAGUCUGGAGCUAAACGAGAAAGUGGAGUUCAGCAUCAAUAUAACAACUGAAGGCGUGGAGCAGGCCAUCCGUAUUAAACGUUACACUGAAAGCAUGUUUCUGCCUGUGAAGAAACUGUCCGGAGUCGGUGGAUCCAAGAACAAGCCAAUGACCAUCAAGCUGUCCAUGCAGUCAGAGGAAGAAAGGAAGAAGGCAGAGGCACAAAAGCUAAAGGCUGUUGUAAAGAAUCUAAGAACACAGGACAAGGGCUCCAGCAAGGAAAAGAGUCCUGAGAAAGACCGGUAUGGACGUGUCGUAGUGAAGCCCCGUUACAACAAAGACCAGGCCAAGAAACGCUCAAAGAGCCGGAGCAGGAGCAGGGAUAGAUCCAAAAAGCGCUCCCGCAGCAGAGAGCGCUCAAAGAGACGUAGCUCAAGCUCCAGCAAGAGUCGCAGCCGCAGCAGAGAGAGAAGUCGGGAAAAGGGCAAAGGCCAGAGCAGAGAGCGUUCCAGAAGAAGAAGCCGAGACAGGAAUGAGCACAGGCGACGACGCGAGGCAAGUCCAAGAUCACGACGCGAGGCAAGUCCAAGAUCACGACGCGAGGCAAGUCCAAGAUCACGACGCGAGGCAAGUCCAAGACCACGACGCGAGGCAAGUCCAAGACCACCGCGCCACGUAGACGAUGAGUUGGCUCGGAAAAAGCGUGAACUUGAGGAGCUAAAUGAGAUGAUUGCAUACAAGAAGGCUAUGGCCGACCCUCGAGUCAUUGACCCCCGCGGCCUGGAUCCUCGAGGCCUUGAUCCACGGGGCCUUGAUCCACGAGGCCUUGACCCCCGUGGCCUUGAUCCACGAGACCUUGAUCCUCGUGGCCAUGAUCCUCGAGUUUUGGACCUCCACCGUCCAGAUCCCAGAGACAUGGGCCCCCGCAGUCUGAAUCAAGGCGGAAAGACCUGCUUCGACUAUGACCAUGGCAGAACUGUACCAGUGAAAGAGUUCCAGCCGCCCCCUCCAAGACCUUAUGGAGACCCGCACUAUGACAGGGAUCACGAUAUGUACAGAGAUCGGCGCUACGGAGAUCCUUAUCUAGACAGGUACAAUGAUCCAUACUAUGAUCGCCCCCCGUACGGACCACCAUCCUUUGAAGAAAGACCAUACCCCGAGCCUUCCAGACGCUACACUGACCCCUACAACGUUUACGAUGCACCGCCAGAGAGUCGUUAUCGUGAUCCAAAUUACCCACCACCGCCAGAUCCUGCAUACCCGAGGGAUCCCUACAGCAGACCACCUUUGAACCGUAGUCCCCCGCCGCAGGAGAUUGUCACCUCCUCUGGUCCUCCCUUCAGACCCCCAUCUCCAGAGGAGUCUCCACCAAAAAGCCCUCGUAAACUGCAGUCUCCCCCACCUGCAGUUGAGAAACCUCCAGUUGAGAAACCUCCAUUGGCUCGAUUCCUUGACAUGCUUCACAAGAAACAGAAUACUCCAGACAGAUUUAUCAGCAAGCCUCAAGAUGACCUUCUUCCUCAUGAGCGGGCGCUAAAAGAAGGCGCCACUGGCUUCUCUCAGAUUGUUGGAUUGGCCUCAUCAAAACUCACCCAACCAAUCAAAAGCACUUCACCACCACAACCCAUCAAACCAACUGCAGAGCCCGAGAAGGCCGAACCCUACGACAAAAUCCAAAGCCUUUUACGAACAAUAGGGGUAAAAUUUUCUCCAGAUGACAUGACUAAACUCAGAGCACAAGCUGGAAUAAUCCCCUCUGGUUCCAAGGAGAGCUCUUUGGAGCGAGAUACACGCCACGCAAGCUCUAGCAGAACAGGUUCUAUGGAUCAUCUUCACUCUCCUUCUCCAGCCAGAGCUGCGAGUUUAGAACCAGCACGAAAGCCGGCCAAUGAAUACGAGAGCUUCCUGGACCAGCAGGAGUUGGAGGCUCUGCAGAAAGCACAACAGAUGCAAAGUCUCACUCGCACCAUAAGCGAAGGAACUCCUCCUCCGAAACCUCCUCCAGGUCCUCCUCCGGCCCAGUUUCAGCGACCCCCGGUGCCAGACAGCUGGGAUGUCCAGGCCUCUCAAUCUCCAUCCAACCCCAACAGCCAGGCGUCUUCAGGGGAUGGUGCCUCCAAAAUGUCUCAUGCAGCCACCCCCGGAGCCCCACUUAAACGUGCUGCGUCCCAAGGCCCCCCAGGACCCCCUCCAGGGCCUCCACCCAAACGGCCCUAUGGACAGGCCCCUCUCAUCUCUGUCCUGACGUUACUUGCUCAGGGAGGCCAGGGAGCCGCUGGUCCACAGGCUCCGCAGGCUCCCAUCUCCUCCACUGUAGCUCGCUGCCUCCAAGUCAUCGAGACCGUCAAGACCUUGGCCCAGCCGGCCGCCAAGCCCGCCAAGUUUGUGCAGUUCAAUUUACCGUCCGAGUCCACCCCCCAGGCCACGAUGGAAAGUGAGGAAGACAUCAAGAACGCACAGCAGGAGAAGUUGGAUCUCUACAAUCAGCGAUUCCUGGAGAAGCGGGAGCUGAGAAAGAAGAAGUAUAUCGAGUCGCGAGCCACAAAGGGCAAGGGUGCAAUUGCUGUGGCCCCAGCAAAGCCCCUGACCGUGGAGCAGAGAAACGUGUGGAUCUGUGGACACUCGUUGAUUUACUGGGCCGAGUCCCGGGCCAAGUCCCCUGAGGUGGGCAUGCAGCUGGGCAUGGACCCCAGCCGUGUCAGCCUGUGGUGGAGGGGCACUCAGGGCAUGACCUGGUCCCAGCUCCUGCCACAGCUGCAUCAGCUGAAGGUUCUGUGGCCCAACCCCGACGUGCUCAUUGUCCACCUGGGCGGUAACGACCUGAACGACAGCCCCACUGACCUGUUGACCGCGGUGCGUAGAGAUUUGUCUUCCAUCAGGAGCAUUUUCCCGCGCUGUCUCCUGGUUUGGUCGCACAUCUUGCCGCGUCGCGUCUGGCGGCAUUCGUCCGACAGUCACGAGGUGGAUCUGGUGCGCUCCACUGUGAACCGCCGCAUUCACAGUGUGAUCUCUGAGCUCGGGGGCGUGUCCUUGGCGCACGAUAACAUCCGGUGUGGCGCGAACACCGGACUUUACCGCGUUGAUGGCGUUCACCUUAGCCCCAAAGGAAUCGACGUGUUCAACCUCAACCUACAGGACCUGCUGGAGAAGUGGGACCAGGAGGUCAACAAGCCCCAGUAG